This is a messenger RNA of Hypanus sabinus (Atlantic stingray), 1010 nucleotides long. Its product is annotated as troponin T, cardiac muscle isoforms-like. The record is from RefSeq and is a predicted model, not a curated record. Lineage: Eukaryota; Metazoa; Chordata; Chondrichthyes; Myliobatiformes; Dasyatidae. Bases 27 to 908 code for a protein of 293 amino acids. The transcript has 13 exons. Gene Ontology annotation, molecular function: tropomyosin binding. Gene Ontology annotation, cellular component: troponin complex. Gene Ontology annotation, biological process: regulation of muscle contraction; muscle contraction; sarcomere organization.
CCGCCCGGGGGGUCCGCGCGCGCUAAAUGUGGCCGCGCGCCGGGUGUGCGCGCAUUGCUCCAGGCGAGAGCGUAGGGGCUGGUAGUGGUACUCGCUCGUGGUCGCAGAUACAUAUCAAUUGUGCAAAUAUGGCGGACACUGAGGAUACCCUUGAAGAGUUGGAGGAAAAGGAGGAAGAAGAACAGGAAGAGCUAAAGGAAGAGGUCAAGUUGGAAGAAGAAGAGACCAAGCCUAAACCAAAAUUAUUUGUGCCUAAUCUUGCACCUAAAAUGCCUGAUGGUGAAAAAGUUGACUUUGAUGACAUUCAGAGGAAACGCAUGGAAAAAGAUCUUGUGGAACUUCAAGCUCUCAUUGAAGCUCAUUUCGAGAAUAGGAAAAAGGAUGAAGAGGAACUUAUUGCUUUAAAAGAGAGAAUUGAAAAGCGUAGAGCGGAGCGGUCAGAGCAACAACGGAUCCGAGCAGAGAAGGAGAAGGAGCGACUGAACCGAGCAGCAGAGGAGAGGGCAAGGAAAGAGGAGGAGGAACUUCGAAAGAAGGCAGAAGACGACUUCAAGAAGAAGAAGGUUCUGUCCAAUAUGUCGCUGCAUUAUGGAAGCUACAUGCAGAAGUCUGAGACCCGCAAAGGUGGCAGGAAGCAAACUGAGAGGGAAAAGAAGAAAAAGAUUUUGGCCGACAGACGCAAACCUCUCAAUAUUGAGAACCUUGGCGAAGAUAAACUCAAGGAGAAGGCAAAGGAGCUUGUGGAUUGGUUGCUGCAACUUGAGGGAGAGAAGUUUGAGCUUUGUGAAAAACUGAAGAGACAGAAAUAUGAAAUUAACCUGCUGCAGAUCAGAGUUCAGGAACAAAUGGGGAAAUUCAGUUCAAAAUCAGCACGAGGCAAGGGCAAAGUUGGUGGCCGCUGGAAGUAAUAAGUGACCGAAAUGCAACAGAAGACUGCAUCUUCUGAUGCAUCAAAUUAAUUCAAGGCAGGAUUUCCAAUAAAACAAUAAAUUACUUUUCUAUGUUGACAA